Manihot esculenta (cassava) is the source of this 2781-nucleotide messenger RNA. RefSeq names its product phosphomannomutase/phosphoglucomutase. Gene Ontology annotation, molecular function: phosphomannomutase activity. Gene Ontology annotation, biological process: carbohydrate metabolic process. Gene Ontology annotation, cellular component: chloroplast stroma. The coding region runs from base 126 to 1985 and encodes 619 amino acids. The record is from RefSeq and is a predicted model, not a curated record. The transcript has 7 exons. NCBI's taxonomy places the organism in Eukaryota, Viridiplantae, Streptophyta, Magnoliopsida, Malpighiales, Euphorbiaceae.
AUGAGUUGUAGGGUUAUAAUUUCUUUGGUUAAUUGUUAAUACCUUAUCCUCUCAACUUACCAAAAAUCUUCUCUUGAAGAACAAAAACUUUUCAAACUAAGCAAAGUAAGUCAGCCAAGUUCAGCAUGGCUUCUGCUCCAACAUCCUCCAUAUCCCUGCAAAGCAAUGCCCCGAGAACGAGUUUCCCAUCUUCAUCAUCAUCAGCAACAAAGCAAUUUCAGACUAAUCUUAAAUUUUCUUUUUCUCUCCACUCAACUAAAGUUGCACGCAUAAAAUCUUCAAGUACUACAAAUUACAAUGAAGUUGUUAUUGAUGAAGAGAUGGAUAGGAUCAGGAGGCUUCAAAAUGGUUCCGAUGUUCGUGGGGUAGCAUUGCAAGGCGAGAAGGGCAGGACGGUGGAUCUUACUCCUCCGGCGGUGGAAGCCAUCGUUGAGAGUUUUGGGGAGUGGGUUAUCCAGGGCUUGGAGAAGGAACAAGGACGAGUGGUGGAGGAUGUGAGGGUCUCACUUGGCAGAGACCCCCGAGUAUCAGGAGCUUCUUUGAGUGUAGCUGUGUUUGCAGGCCUUGCUCGUGCUGGUUGCAUGGUGUUUGAUAUGGGACUGGCUACCACUCCAGCUUGUUUCAUGAGUACAAUUCUACCUCCAUUUGCCUUUGAUGCUUCCAUUAUGAUGACAGCGUCGCACUUGCCAUAUACUCGUAACGGCUUAAAAUUUUUCACUAAGAAAGGAGGGCUAACUUCGCCGGAGGUGGAGGAGAUAUGUGACAAAGCGGCUCGGAAGUAUGCAAAUAGGCUUGCAAAAGUAUCAAAAAUGCUCAAUACUCCGCCAACGAGAGUUGAUUUCAUGAGCACUUACGCCAAGCAUCUACGAGACAUCAUCAAGGAGAGAGUGAACCAUCCCUUGCACUAUGACACUCCUCUUGAAGGAUUUCAGAUAAUAGUAAAUGCUGGAAAUGGAUCAGGAGGAUUCUUCACAUGGGAUGUUCUAGACAAGCUUGGAGCAGACACCUUCGGUUCACUUCACUUAAACCCAGAUGGAAUGUUCCCCAACCACAUUCCCAACCCCGAGGACAAAACAGCCAUGGCACUGACCAGAACUGCCGUGUUAGAAAAUUCAGCUGAUCUCGGAAUUGUUUUCGACACAGACGUAGACCGCAGUGGAGUUGUUGAUAAUAAAGGCAACCCAAUCAACAGUGACAAGCUUAUCGCUCUUAUGUCUGCUAUUGUCUUGAAGGAACAUCCUGGUACUACCAUUGUUACCGAUGCUCGAACAAGCAUGGCUCUUUCAAGAUUUAUAACAGAUAGAGGUGGUCAGCAUUGCAUGUAUCGUGUUGGUUAUAGAAAUGUGAUUGAUAAAGGUGUCCAGCUUAAUAAAGAUGGCAUUGAAACACCUCUCAUGAUGGAAACAUCAGGACAUGGUGCUCUUAAAGAAAAUCAUUUCCUUGAUGAUGGGGCUUACAUGGUGGUAAAGAUCAUAAUUGAAAUGGUACGUAUGAAACUAGCAGGAUCAGAUGAAGGCAUUGGAAGUCUCAUAAGUGAUCUUGAAGGACCUUUAGAAUCAGUAGAGCUAAGGAUGAACAUAAUCUCUGAGCCAAGAGACGCUAAAGCAAGAGCUGUUGAGGCAAUUGAAAAAUUUCGAAGCUAUAUCGAGGAGGGGAAACUCGAAGGCUGGGAAUUAGACGCUUGUGGAGACUGUUGGGUAAGCGAUGGUUGUCUCGUGGACUCAAACGAAACUCCAGCAGCUGUGGAUGCAUAUAUGUACAGGGCUAAGGUAUCUGAUAAAGAACAUGGAGAGUACGGUUGGAUACACAUGAGACAGAGCAUCCAUAAUCCAAAUAUUGCUGUAAAUAUGCAGUCAAUGGUUCCUGGAGGAUGCCUUUCUAUGACAAAAGUUCUUAGAGACAGAUUUCUCGUGGCAAGUGGAGUAGACAAAUUCUUAGAUGUCUCUCAGAUCGACAAGUAUGCUGGUACUGGACUAGUGAAAUAAGAUGAAGAAAAGAUAUUGAAACUGGGUUAAUUAUGACGUAUAGGUCUAUGAGAAAAAAAGAAAGUUAUGAUGUAUAGGUACAGUUUUCUAUUGAAAAUUCAUCAACUCUCUAAGAAAAACAUACCUCUGCCUCUAUAUCUAUAAUUUAUCAUUUUUUUCCCAACUCGAAUUCGUUUACGUAAAUUCAAAAAAUUUCUAACGCAUAGAUAAGUGAGUUUUACUCUCAAUCAGAAUAAUUUGAUACAUUGAUAAUAAUAUAAAUAAUAAUUUUUUAUUAUAAAAUUUAAUUUAGCAGUAUUACUCUCAAUCAGAAUAAUUGCAAAAAAAAAAAAGAAAUCCAGUAAAUAAGAAGGCCUGUUGAUAGAGUUAGAGCCCUAUCCGUCCCAUUUGUGAAAGAUGCCCAUUACAAGUUGAAUUAAUUUCAUGCAUACAUUCAAUUGGUUCACACAAGCAGUAGCGGACUCGGAAAGAGAGAGAAAGCGCAGCGCGGCACGGAAAAUGGUGGCCGGCAGAGGUCGUGUGUCUCAACACUCUCUUUCAGCUAUAGUAAUUUUUUUAAGGUCUCCUUUUGCAGGUUUGAUGUUUUUGCUGUGUGGAUGUUUUUUAAUCUGUUUUUUAUUUUUUGGUUCGUUUUCGGUAUUUUUGAUCUUGAAACUUUUUUUGAUACAAAUGUUUGUUCAUCGGUAGUUUUGGUAGUGGUUCGCUGUGUUGUUUUGCUGGAAGUGACGAAAGUUAAAUGAAAAUGAAUGUCGAAGCACUGAUUUGCUCUUUGAAAGUGGCUUCAUGGCUAUACAAA